This is a messenger RNA of Amphiprion ocellaris (clown anemonefish), 2362 nucleotides long. RefSeq names its product actin nucleation-promoting factor WASL. The coding region runs from base 16 to 999 and encodes 327 amino acids. Lineage: Eukaryota; Metazoa; Chordata; Actinopteri; Pomacentridae. Gene Ontology annotation, biological process: actin filament organization. The transcript has 8 exons. The record is from RefSeq and is a predicted model, not a curated record.
UGCAAAUAAAUUUGCAUGACUACAUUCUCAGCUGGAAAUGUUGCCAUUCAAAUCAGUUAUGGUUGGAUCAUGGCUGAAUGUGCUUCAGUAGUUCAGGACAUACAUUCAGAAAUUAUUUGGUGGUGUAGUUGUGGUGAGCAGAAGAUAAUGACGAGUCUUGUGAUGGUUUCAAAUCUGAUUUAUGGAUCUGAUGUUAUGACGGAUCUCCUGACCAUCCGUGAGAAAGGUGUCGUCAUCGGUCUGCUAGAACCUCACUGUAAGUUGGUGAAAUCUACAGUAGCCCAGAUACUGCAGGCCAAAGACAUCGAAGGUGAGAAUCCAAGCUGGAUCUGUUUCGACUGUGGUGUGAUUUGUCUUGUUGAGGAUAAAUCCAGGCGUUCCUAUUUCCUACGUCUCUACUGUGUCAAGCGAGCCAAGUUACUGUGGGAGCACGAGUUGUACAUUCCUUUCACGUACACUGCAGCUCGCGCGUUCUUCCACACGUUUCCUGCAGAUGGCAAACAGAUGGGCCUCAACUUUGCAAAUGAGAUCGAAGCAGAAGAAUUUUAUCUUGCAGUUGAGGCAACACAUGAAAAAAUGAUCAGCAUGAUUGCCACAGCAAAUGUGAAAACAGCCUCAACAAGUGACUCACCUGAUUUAGGAUCUGAAACUGUUGAAAGUUUGGAUGAGGAGAAACAUUUCCUCAUGGAUGCACUUUCCACCACAGUCCCUCCAACCACAAGUUCAUUUAAAGAUCUGGAUCCUGCUAUGAGGAAGCUGCUAAUGCGGGCAAGACUCACUGAAAAAGACCUUAAAGACAAGGAUGUUGUUGAGGCUGUUGACCAUAUCAUCAACCAGUUUGGUGGACUGAAAGCUGUGCAGCAAGAGUUGAGCAACAGAGGUUCUGUGUCUCAGACAUUGCCAAGAGCUGCAGGGGCGUCCAUCUCCCUGGCUCUGAGGAAAGGAUCUUUGCCACCGUCCCCUCCAUUAAAGAUAGUAGGAGGGGGAGGAAAGGAAUGAGGGAGACCGAGAAAAGGGGAGAAAGUUAGAGGGGAUGAGGGUAGUAGAAGUGGGGUUACAGAAGAUGAAUGGGGAAGGGAGGCUGGGAAAAACGAGGAAAUGUCAAGACAAAUGAAAUGGAGUCUGGUUGGAGGAGACAGAGGGAAGGGGUAAUAGAGGUGAGGUGGAGAGAAAAGGGGAUGAUGGAAGUAGGGUGGAGUGAUGCAACUGAGAGACAGAAGAAGGAUGGCAGAGAGGAUGGGGGAGAUAAAGAACUGAAAUCCCAUUGUAGCAGGUCCAAUAAUUUUGGAAAAAUCUUAACUCACUGUUGAAGCUAUUUAUGUCCUUUACUGUGAGACUGUGCAACCUUCGAAUAAAAGAAUCUUUCAGAAGACACUCUGAGGAUGUAAUAUUUGGGAAUUUACACCAUGUAAACACACAUGAAAACAAAAUACCUGGUUCCAGGGGAAGCAAGAGGGGUCAAAGCCACCUCUGAAAUCUCACUGGGCCACGCCAGAUCUAAUGGGUCCACUUCAUUCACUGAACUCCAAUGUCUAAUUUAGAAAUUAAUAUACAAAUGUUAAAAAAAAUAAAAUAAAAAAAAAGUAACCUUAAGAAAGUUUGUUCCUAAGGAAUCUGUGACAUUUGUUGGGUUUUCAUGUAUAUUUCUGUAGGUUUGUAACUUUUGUUCUAGGUUAAUUGAGGUUCAUCUCUAUAAUAUUAAUGAUACUGUAAGAUGUUGUAGUAAAUCUUGAAGUAAUUUUAUCAUUAACUUGGCUUCACUGUUGCCAUGGCCUGGUUUUGACUGCACUCUGUAUUAUCUACGUUCCAUAGCUGAGGAGUCCCUGUUAUCUUCCGCUCUGUCAGAUCCUCUUCCUCCAUCCACCUCACAGUACCCUCCACCCGCCUCAGCACCACGGGGAGCAGGGCUUUCAGCUGCUCUGCUCCCAAACUCUGGAACUCACUCCCACCGGACAUUCGAAAUAUUGACUCUCUGCCUCUUUUCAAAUCCAGACUCAAAACACAUCUGUUCAAGACUAUUUAUUCUCUCUAGCUGCCUCUUUCCUUAUGUAUGCUUUUUAUCUUUAUGUCUAGUUUUUAUCUUUCUGUAUGGUUUUUAUCUGUUUUGUUGUAUUUGUUUUUCCUGUAAAGCGACCUUGGGUGUCAAGAAAGGCGCUUACAAAUAAAAUGUAUUAUUAUCUUCAUGAGAAAGCUAAGAUCACAAUGUUUGAAGGACGAAAGCUACACGACACGUAUUGAGUUGUUCGAUUCUUUGGUCAGAUCUCUGAACACUAUACUGGUGUAUGAGCUCUGCCCUCUCAGCUGAAAUAUUCACUUUGAUUUCAUUAUUCUCUAUUUAUUUUAAUAAUAAUACCAAAGACAA